Messenger RNA from Octodon degus (degu), 2818 nucleotides. RefSeq names its product MEFV, pyrin innate immunity regulator (gene Mefv). Gene Ontology annotation, molecular function: protein binding; zinc ion binding. The record is from RefSeq and is a predicted model, not a curated record. Lineage: Eukaryota; Metazoa; Chordata; Mammalia; Rodentia; Octodontidae. The coding region runs from base 143 to 2608 and encodes 821 amino acids. The transcript is spliced from 10 exons.
CUCAGUUCCACCGAAGCACAAGAAUUUCCUGUUCCUUUUCCAUGAUUUCACAAGCUGCUUGCUCACUUGUGGACUCCUGUCAGAAGGCUUUUUAUCCUGCCUGAAGCCAGAGGACUGGUUCCAGCUUCUCCUGGUCAGUACCAUGGCCAAGACCCUUAGUGACCAUCUGCUGAACACUUUGGAGGAGCUUGUGCCCUAUGACUUCGAGAAAUUCAAGUUCAAGCUGCAGAACACCAGCCUGGAGAAGGAGCACACCCGGAUCCCCCGAGGUCAUCUCCAAAUGGCUAGGCCAGUGAAGCUGGCCACCCUGUUGCUCAGCCAUUAUGGGGAACAAUAUGCUGUGCGGUUGACUCUGCAAGUCCUGCGGUCCAUCAACCAGCGCCUCCUUGCAGAGGAACUCUACAGGGCCACUGGGCAGGAACUUGGGACACAAGCAAGUUGCAUGGACACUUUGGCAGCAUAUUCUGGGGAGAACAAGUCCAAGAGCCUAAAGAUACCUGAUAACCCUGCAGGUGAUGGACAGCAGCAAAGUGGUGAUGGGGUAGCCAGCUUGCCAUCCAGCCAGACUGAGGCAGUGAGGGGACCUCAGAAGAAGUCUGCAGGCAAACGGAGGGAUGUAAAGGGUCCUGAGGGCCUGGACAUACAGGGUAAGCCAUGGACUAGGAGCACAGUGCUGCAGGCCAGGAAAAGCCCUGUGCCUGCCCAGCAGCAGCCAGGGAAUUUGGAGAUCCAGGCGAGUACCCAGCUCCGAAGGAAUGCCAGCUCAGCAGGAAGACUCCAGGGGCUCUGCAGUGGGGCCCAAGGGAGGAAAGACUCCAAGAAAUUGGAAAUAUAUUUGCCUUCAGGAAAAAAGCGACCCAAAAGUCUUGAACUUACUAUUUCUUCAGAAAAGAAAGAACCUCCAAAUCCAGAAACUCUUCUGACAUCUCUUGAGGAAAUGAGAAAUGCAAAUGCAGACUCAGCAGCCACUUCCAGAGUAGGGGAUACUGUGGCUCUGGAGAAUGGCUCCAGGAAUUCAGAACUCAAGAUCACACUUUCCAGUGCAUGUUUGGCUCCAGAGGAAAAAUCCACAGCAUCCUUUGGACAGUAUGGAUCUGGAUAUUCAGAAAGUCUGGGGAAGAUGGCAGGUGAUGUUUUACACAAGUCCUCAAAUCCAGAAGUACCUUCAUCUUCAGGGAGGCCACAAGGUGAAGCUGUACGCUCCCUAUGCCAUACCCAGGAAGGGGAUCUGCUUGGUGGUACCUGUGUGCACGGCUCCUGCAGCUACCCUGUUGCUUCUGGGAACUCUAAGACCUCAGGGAAAAGCUUUCACAGCUGCCCACAGUGCCAGGCUUCAUGGGCAAGUAAGAGUUCUGGCAGUGUGAGUCCCCAGGCCCUGCCACAGUGCCAGCGCCACAUGAAGCAGGCACGGCUGCUCUUCUGUGAGGACCACGGGGAGCUCAUCUGCCUCAUCUGCAGGCUGAGUCAGGAGCACCAAGGCCACCGGGUGCGCCCCAUUGAGGAGGCUGCCUUGGACUACAAGGAGCAAAUUCAGAAGCAGCUGGAGCAUCUGAAGGAACUGAGGAAAUCUGGGGAGGAGCAGAGAUCACAGGGGGAUAUAAAGACGGCAAGCCUCCUGAAACAAACUGAAACCCAGAAGCAGAGGGUGUGGUGUCAACUGGAGCAGCUGUAUCGGUUUCUUCAACAGCAGGAGAAGCUCUUUUUGGCCUGGCUGGAAGAGCUGGGCCAAACCAUUGGACAGGUCCGGAAGACCUAUGGCACCCAGAUAUCCCAGAACAUCACCCUCCUUGAUGAGCUGAUUGGGGAGCUUGAGGCCAAGCUGGGACAGUCGGAAUGGGAACUCAUGCAGGACAUCAGAGUCACCUUGCACAGGGCCAAGACAGUGACUGUCCCUGAGCCAUGGGUCACUCCUCCAGAGGUAAAAGAAAAGAUCCACCUGCUAUACCAGAAAUCGGAGUUUGUAGAGAAAAGUAUGAAGUACUUCUCAGAUACAUUGCGUUCUGAAAUGGAAACAUUCAGUGUUCAAGAACUGACCAGUGCUCAGGCACAUGCUGUUAAAGUAUUCCUGGAUCCAGCAACUGCCCAUCCAAACCUUGUCUUUUCUGAUGAUAUGAAGAGUGUGAGACUUGGAGGCAAAUGGGACAGGCUGCCUGACAGCCCAGAAAGGUUCGACAGCUGCAUCUUCACCCUAGGCUUUCCCAGAUUCUUCUCUGGCUGCCAAUACUGGGAAGUAGAGGUUGGGAACAAGACAGCAUGGGUCUUGGGAAUAUGCAAGGCAUCCACAAGCAGGAAGGGGAGUGUGACUCUGACACCACAGAAUGGCUACUGGGUGGUGAUGAUGAUGAAGCCAAAUGAAUACCAAGCAUCUACCAUUCCCCCAACCCACAUUCGAAUAAGUGAACCCCCCAAACGUGUGGGCAUCUUCUUGGACUGGAAGACUGGACAUAUUUCCUUUUAUAAUGUGACAACCAGAUCGCACAUAUACACAUUCACCAGCCUCUCUCCCUCUGGGCCCCUUCAACCUAUCUUCAGCCCUGGAACACAUGACGGAGGGAAGAACAUGGGUCCUCUGACCAUCUGUGCAGUGGAUGACCAGGGGCCUCACUGAAUGCCCAACACUGUAUCUCUAUGCCAUCUCCUGGUCUUGCAACUUGCAUUCAGGCACAUAGUAGUUACAUGCCUACUGUGAGGCAGCUGCUGCUAUAAGGAAGACAGUAAAUAAGAAAGUAGUCCAGAAAGAACCUUCUUCUUGGUGUUGCCCAGAUCACACACUAACAAUGGAAACUCAGCAGGACCUUCAACCUCCAAAGCAGCAGCC